Molecule: messenger RNA, 1407 nt
Organism: Aspergillus caelatus
Lineage: Eukaryota; Fungi; Ascomycota; Eurotiomycetes; Eurotiales; Aspergillaceae
Product: alpha/beta fold hydrolase
Exons: 2
Coding region: 121-1188 (355 amino acids)
Molecular function (GO): hydrolase activity
Source: RefSeq, a predicted model, not a curated record
UCUCACCCCCACCUGAUCAAACCCCAAGACUUUUAACCGAAGAAUUGAGGAGACAAUAUAGAAUCCAACCUCAUCGGCGAGAAUCUGAACUUCCGAUUGGAAGUACAGUCACAUAUCAUCAUGGUAGCCAUCACCGACCACAACGUCGUCUACGCGGGCGACAAAAAGAUUCACUACCUAGCAGCAGGCCCUGUCGAUGGCCCUCUGGUUCUCUUCAUCCAUGGCUGGCCGGGCACCGCGAUCACCUGGAAGGCGCAAAUCGAUGCCUUCGCAUCCGUGGGGUUCCGCGCAAUUGCCCCGGAUAUGCCAGGAUACGGGCAGUCGACAGCCCGCCGCGUGGUCGACGACUACUGUCAAGAGGCCAUCGUGGAGGGCAUGAUGGCUUUGCUAGCCGACACCGGCCGCGAUGCAGCGAUCUGGGUCGGCCACGACUGGGGCGCAGGCGUCACAUCCUCCGUCGCGACGCAACACCCCGAGGUGGUUAAAGCACUGGUGAAUUUGUCUGUGCCAUUUCACACUAUCGAGCGCGGCUGGCAGGGCUUCCUGCCGUUCGUGAACCGCGAGCUCUACCCGGCGGACGAAUACGAGUUCGGCCAGUGGGACUAUAUGAAGAACUGGGAGGAGAACUUCGAAAAAACCGUUGAAUGGUUUGACCGGGACGUUGCAGGAUUCUGCAAGGCUUCACUGCAACCGAGCAUGCCCCCAUCUAGCCGUUUUGCCCAGCUGACUGCCAACGUGCGCAAGGCCGGCGGAUGGAUGGGCGGGGCGCCAAAGCCCCCGAGUGUGGACAUGACAGGACCUCCGGUGCUUCCUGCCGAGGUCUUCGACUCGUUUGUUCAGGAUAUGGAGAAGACUGGCUUCUGGCCCGGGUCUGCGUACUACCUUCACCAUGCGCGGAACGCGGAAUACAAUGGGAAGCGUGAUGGGAAGCUGGACCAACCUGUCCUGUUUAUCCAUGAUGCCAGGGAUGUGGUGUGUGAUACCAUAACGUCUGGCCUGGUCGAGCCGAUGAGAGAGAAUUGUAGUAAUUUGACUGAGGUUACGAUCGACGCAGGACACUUUGCACAAUAUGAAAAGCCGGAAGAGGUACAGGCUGCCAUAUUCAGGUUCAUUGUGGAAGAGCUGCCGACUGAGUGGCCUGGGUUCAGGACUGCCGGGUAUACUAAGAAGAAGAAGUCGGCUUUGUAAGCUUUAUCAUACUGGGAAUAUCUGUCAGGUCAACAUUGAAGGAUAGUAGGAUUUGACUAGAGUCUAAUUUACGAAAGUUUUGUUUUGCAGAGACCAUCAGUACGAUAUUUAGAUAGGUUGUCCCGAUUAGUUCGACUAGAAACUUAUCGAGGGGCCGGGCCGCCUGGGAGCCAUGGUAAACAGAACUCAAUCGGACUUUGUUGUUAUGUGAAAUGAGAA